This is a messenger RNA of Salvelinus sp. IW2-2015, 3259 nucleotides long. RefSeq names its product TLC domain containing 5b (gene tlcd5b). The record is from RefSeq and is a predicted model, not a curated record. Gene Ontology annotation, cellular component: membrane. NCBI's taxonomy places the organism in Eukaryota, Metazoa, Chordata, Actinopteri, Salmoniformes, Salmonidae.
GAGUGGUUGAAAAACAAGUUUUAAUGACUCCAACCUAAGUGUAUGUAAACUUCCGACUUCAACUGUAUAUCAUGUUUGCUUAAAUAUAUUUAGGUUGUGAAAUGAGUCGAAAUGAUAGAGGGAAAAGAGCUUUGGAAAAAAUAAUAAAGAUUUUAAAAUCAGCACUAGUAUUUUUUAAGGAAUGUUUCAGAAGCCUAUCACGUUUUGCCAUCUGCAAUGUGUUUCAGUGUGAUCUAUCAAUGGUUCAAUGCAUACAUUGUUACAUUUUGUUAUUUUCAUGAAACACACUUUGUGACAUUGUAACAAGUUUUAGUGUAGUCUCUAGGGCAUGGAUGUAUCGUUAUGGGAUCUAUGCAUGUUUUUUUUUUUUUUUAUCUAGCAGAUGGAGUAAUUACCAUUACUACUGUUGAGAUGAUAGCAUGAAGACAAAGAUGUAAGAUGUCAUUCACCUCAAAUGACCUGGAGUACUUUGGGGUAAUAACCAGAGACAACCUAGUCCUGACUGUCCUGCCACAGUCAGAUUAUGGUUAAUCUGGAUGCGGGAUAAAGCUGCCUGUCUGCUUCUGUCUGCUUCACACACAGCUCUAAGUGUCAUUAACUAACAGUCCCGAGGGAAAAUGUGGUAGCCCGUCUAUCGUCAUGCCAUUGAGCAUGUCAUACAUGGAAACACCAGUUCCCUAGAAUGUGUUAUGAUGCUGGUUAGACCCUGCACACUUGUGUCUCACUUUUAAUUCCCAGGCUUGUAAUGCCUGUCACCUAGAAAUCCAGACAGAAUUCAGCUCUGUUGCUAGUUUGUUACGCUCCACUACUAAAACAUAGCGUGAUUCAGUCUAGAUUUUGAGGCUACCUGUCUUCCUAGGCAGUCUAUAUUCACUACAAUGUCCUAUAUUUCACUACAUUCUCAUAUCAUCAAAGUUUCAGUCAUAGAGACUGUUGCAUGUAGUCUGUUGAGGAGACAGUAAAUGCAGGACUGUAUAUCUCUUGCUUGUUCUACAGCCAGGGUAGCUGGAGGGAAUCGACUAAUCUCAUAAGAGGCUAAAGCUGCUUGAGAACCAGGGGCAAGGGAUGUAGACUAGCUAGGGGACAAAUUUAUUGUAGUAGGCUUGCUUGACGUUUUAUUGCAGUGAAAAAGUUAACAUGUGCUCCGUUUCAAAUGUGCCAGGCCUUUUUGGAAUGACUUUCGAGGCAGAUCUGAAAGGUCAUAGCAACACCAAUGGAGGCUGAAGAUGGCGGACAUUUGUUGGAGUUGAUAUUUCAGAUCUGAAUACCAGGUUAGGAUGCAUCUGGAGAGUAGAAGAUAAAGCGACAACAAUGCUUCUUUUGGAGGUGUGCUGCUGCCUGAUUGGCUGGAUUUCACUCUACUUUGCAUUCUGUUACCUGAAUGGCCCGCGGGGCAAGGAGUGGAACUGCAGGCUGGUGACACUGACACAUGGGAUCCUCAUAGUAUGUCUUACUGCAUACAUUAGCUUCAUCGAUGGGCCCUGGCCUUUAACACAUGCAGGUACAGAGAACACCCCGCUCCAGAUCCUGGCCCUGGUGGUUAGUCUGGGCUACUUCCUAUUCGACUUUGGUUGGUGCAUCUGCGUCCGUACCGAGGGCCCUGUCAUGCUGGCCCACCACACCAUGAGCAUCGCAGGCAUCCUGUUGGCACUGUGCCUGGGCAAGUCGGCAGUGGAGACAUGUGCCGUGAUUUUCGGCAGCGAGAUCACCAACCCCUUGCUGCAGGCCCGCUGGUUCCUCCGGCAGGUGGGCCGCUACGACAGCCUGUGGGGGGACGCGGUGGACCUGCUCUUUAUCCUGCUCUUUGCCCUGGUGCGUGUAGGCGUGGGUGGCAUGAUGCUCUACUGUGAGCUCAUCUCUCCCCGGCCCAGCCUCAUCAUGAAGGGAGGGGGCCUGGCCAUGUACACACUGGCCUGGGUCUUCAUGGUGGACAUUGCCAAGUUUGCCUGCAAGAAAAGCAGGACAAAGUACAAGAGGUGGCAUGAGAUGUGCAAGUUGGGAGAGGUGAAUGGACACACAGGGAAGACUGAGUGAAGAGUGAGGUGACUGGGGUGGAGGUAUUUGAUCUGAGACACAUUGAGCGACCGUCAGCUGCAGUCCCGACAUUGUGUUUCAGGGAUCACCUGCUGGGUGGUUGUGAGCGGUGGGCAUCUAACCAGGUUCAAUAUGUAAAUUAUGGGAUGGAGGUCUGAGAUUGGCUCAGGGGUGUGAAACUAUCAGAUCCUUAGGGCUCUUUCCCCACACGAAAACAGAAGUGAAAUGCAAAUAAGUAGCCUGGGCAAUGUGUUCCAAUGCAUAUUUAACUACAAAAUGUUUUUCAAAUAUUUUGGCAGUCAGUAACAGUCUCCCUGGUGUAUAUCAGCUUUUACCCUUGGUGGCUGAACUACAGUACAAGUUGGAUGCUGCUCUGCGAUAUUGCGUCCGUCCACUUACUGAUGGUGAACUGAUGAGUUCGAUGUCUGAUGAACAAUUGAUCAACAUUUGUACAAAUGCAGCUCUACCUCAUUUUGACUUUAAUUGUGGAACUCCCUCACAGGGAGUGUUUGACAUCAGUGUUUGAUGUCGGUGUCACUGAAGAGGUUUGAAUAGCACACAUAUUUUAUUGUAAUCUCAUAGGAAUGCUAAAAGAAGGGAAAAUCUAGUCUACCUCAGUGAAGUUAGUUAAUACCUUGUCAAUGUGUUUAAGUUUUGACAAAUUACAUAUUUCCCAUUUCAAACUAGUUCUAAUUUAAACUGACAAACAAAUCAAGCUAUUAUCAGACUUGGUAUUCCAUAUGGUUUAAUGGACCAUGUUGUUGUGCUUGAACUAGAUUUUUGUGUGUGCAGCUUAAAGUUAAAAAGUUGAUCCUUGCAUCACAGUUUACAUGGAAUGUUACUGAUUGUUCAGAAACCUUGAUCAGUAACCAAAACUAAGCUGUACUUCGAUCAUAUGCUGGCAUGGUCAAUAUUGUACAAUAUUUAAAGUGUGACUGCCGAGGCAAGUCUCACUAAUAUACUGCUAUUGCAACUAUUUUUUAAUUGGUGCUGCAAUACAUUAUAUGUCCUCUGUGUGACAGUAUACGCUAAUGUUAUGUUUCCAAGAGCGUCAUGAGAAAGUGUGCCCCCAAGAUUGAAAUAGCACUGAUGGAAGUUCCUCUACACUACAGUAGGCCCUUACCUAUCAGUGUCAGAUGAUGCAAGUGAAGUGGUCAAGUGUUCACUCCUUGAAUACUGUUAUUGUUUGUCUGCAGGUACAUUUUCUAUAUUAAACACAAUGAUU